This is a messenger RNA of Suricata suricatta (meerkat), 857 nucleotides long. It is a transcript of the gene CCDC107, whose product is annotated as coiled-coil domain containing 107. The record is from RefSeq and is a predicted model, not a curated record. The coding region runs from base 44 to 829 and encodes 261 amino acids. NCBI's taxonomy places the organism in Eukaryota, Metazoa, Chordata, Mammalia, Carnivora, Herpestidae. The transcript is spliced from 6 exons.
CGGACUACGCUGGCUCCGCCCGGAGCCGUCACUCUGGUCUGCAAUGGCGGACUCAGUUUCACGUGUGGGUGUGUUGGGGUUGCUACUUUUGUCUGCACUGACCGGGGUCCUCGGAGACCGCCCCAGCCCCGACAUCCGGGCACACCCAGGAGACACCCUCCAGGUUGGCCGUGGGGCCGCGGAACCCCGGCGACGGCCGCCGCCCAAGGACCAGCGCGAGCGGGCCCGGGCCGGGGCUCUGCCUUUGGGGGCGCUGUACACCGCAGCUGUCGUGGCUUUUGUGCUGUACAAGUGUUUGCAGUUUAGCCCUCUCCUUCUUCUACAGCAGGGGAAAGAGGACACUGCUGUUCUCCAAGAGGAGGCAGGCAAGAAAGAAUCACUGCAGUCAGAGCAACAGUUGGCCCAGUUGACACAACAGCUGGCCCAGACAGAGCAACACCUGAACAAUCUGAUGGCUCAGCUGGACCCCCUUUUUGAACGUGUGACUACCCUGGCUGGAGCCCAGCAGGAGCUUCUGAACAUGAAGCUUCAGACCAUCCACCAGCUGCUACAAGAGAGCAAGCCAAACCAGGGUGUGGAAGUUUCAGAACCAGAGGCCGGCGUACCCUUUCGUGAGGACUUAUGUAUAGAGAAGGAGGAAGAGGAGAUGGUGGAGGAGGCUGGUGACAGUCAGGCCUGGGAGGAGCCCGUGAACUGGAGCACAGAGACAAGGAACCUAGCUACUCCCUGGGAAGUGGAGCAGGGGCUACGGAGAAGAUGCGGCAAAGCUGUGGGAGGGGCCGCCGUCCCAGCCCGUGCCUGGGAGGAGGAGCGACAGCUGAAGGUUUAGUAAAACAAAGUCCGUUCUUGUGACUGGA